UGACCUGAAAAAAUCAUGUCUGAGGUCCAGGGUACAGUCGAGUUUUCUGUGGAGCUACACAAAUUCCAUAAUGUGGACCUCUUCCAGAGAGGGUAUUACCAGAUAAGAGCUGGACUGAAGAUUCCAUCCAGGAUUCCCCACAGGCUGUUUGCUACAAUUGCGGGACAGACAGAUGAUUCCAGCCUUUGCUCAGCCUGUGUGCAUGAAAACAACGUUUACAGCAGAAUAUUUCAGAUUUUGUACAGGAAUGAAGAGAUCAUUCUUAAUGAAUCGAUGAACUUCAGAGUACAUCUGCUUCUGGAUGGCGAAAGGGUGGAAGAUGCAUUGAGUGAGGCAGAUUUUCAGCUCAAGUUGGACUUGCAUUUUACUGAUAGUGAACAACAGCUGAGAGAUGUUCCAGCCAUCCCCAUGAUCAGCAGCCGUACACUGUGUCUUCACUUCCACCCCCAGAGAGGUCUGCACCACCAUGUUCCUGUCAUGUUUGACUAUUUCCACCUGUCAGUGAUAUCCGUCACGGUGCAUGCGUCACUGGUAGCAUUACACCAGCCUCUGAUCAGUUUUGCUCGUCCAGGGAAAGGUUCAUGGCUUGGUAAAGGCAACUUGGAUACAGGACCAGACCAAUCCAGUAUGUCAUUAGAAAAUCUUGUGUUUGGAGCAGGCUACUGCAAACCCACUUCAUCAGAGGGAAGUUUUUAUGUCCCAUCUGAAAACUGCAUGCAACAUGCAUAUAAAUGGCAUAAGGACCUCUGUCUUCUGCUCCUGAAUGCUCAAAGAGGACUUCACGUGUACUACACCCUCAUAAUGAAGGAGGUUCCUGAUUUACCACAGCUGAAGUUGGAGGAGCUACCUGUGGAAGAUACGUUAUCUCAGUUCUGUGCAGAGCUGCAGCUGUUGAGCAAUCCAGAGAAGAUAGCAGAACAGAUAAGCAAGGACCUCUCCUGGCUUUGCUCCCACCUCCUGGCUCUGUGGACCCAGUUCCUGGAGGUGGCAACACUUCAUCCUGAAGUCACAGCUUAUCUGACUCAAGAACAUCAUACGCUAAGGGUAAGGAGAUUCUCAGAAGCCUUCUUCUACACUGAACACAAUAAACUUGCUGUGCUGACGUUCCAGGAAGGCCUGAUCCAAAGUCAUGCACAGAUUUCUACAGAAAUUCGUAAUUCAGAGUACUUCACCAGCAUGCCCCCACUGCCAGCAGAAUGCCUAGACAUCGAUGGGGACUGGAACACGCUUCCUGUUAUUUUUGAAGAUAGGUACAUGGAUUUGCCUUGCAAAGAUCAGAAUUUGGAUACUUUCCCAGAUUUUGAAGCUCCUGCCAAUGCUCAAAUUGAUACAAUACACGAGAAGGAAAAUCUUGCAUCAAAUGAUGCCACUGUAGAAAUGAAAGGAGACUUUGGGAAAGGUACUUUGCUAAUACACACAGACAGGAUAAACGGGAAUCCUUGCUUGUAUAGCGAUUCCGAAGGUGCUGCUUUUGCAGCCAAGGGUUUGAACCAGCACUCCACAUCUCAGGUAUGUACAGCAAACAAAGAAGGCCAAAGGAAACCUGAAAGCAUUUAUGUUUCAAGUAAGGAAACUACUUCUGACUCAGAGCUAAGCAAUACAGAAUGCAUAUCAGAGGAGUCUAAAACAUGCAAGGAGGUUUUAUUAAAAGACAAUAGGCAUUCAGUGGGUAUUACCUCUGAAGAGAAGAAAUCUAGCAAUAAGGGUGCCCACAAAAGUGAGCCCGUGUUGAUUGUCAGUGCUCAGAUUGAGUGUGGGGCAUGCGGAACUGAUGGCUUGGAAGGCAGGACUGAAAUACAUAAAACGGCUGAAUCUGGUCAUCCUGAGAGUAAUUUCAGUUCUGAACUUGCACUGAGUGAAUUCACCAGGCUUGAAAGAACACCAGAUGCAGAUAGCAAGCCUCUGCAGCCUGUUUUGAAAGCUUUGCCCUCCCACAGCUUGGAGGUGAAGUUGUUCGCAAAAGAACAACGAACUGAGGAGUGUGAAGAAUUUACCCUGAUGUCAGGGGUCAUAAAGAGAUCCUCCUCUAUUAUAUCAGAUUCGGGCAUUGAAAGUGAACCAAGUUCAGUGGCGUGGUCUGAUGCUCGGAGCCGGGCUCUGGAACUGCCCAGUGAUCGAGAGAUCCUGCACCACUUGGUACGGAGACAUGCCAUCCACCGGAAUUCCCUGGAGGGUGGGCACACAGAAAGCAAUACCAGCCUGCCCAGCGGGAUACAAGCGUCUCUCACAUCCAUUAGCUCUUUGCCCUUUGAGGAAGAAGAGAGAGAAGUGGAGCUUACCAAACUGACUAAAUCUGUCUCAGCUCCUCAGAUCAGUAGCCCAGAGGAGACUUUGGAGGAGGUGGACAUAUCUAAACACAUUGAAGCAACCUCACAAGACUCAGGAGGAUAUUUAAAAAGCUGUAGGGAAACAGAGAAUGGAGAUGGGCAAUUAAUGAUGGAUUUUUCUAUGUGUCAGCUCACCACUGAAAGUGGGCAACUAGAACCAAGAGGACCUCCCAAACCCUCUGCCAAAAACAGUAAUGACAACAUAGGACUACAAAGGGAGGAGACAAAGGAAGAUUUCUCAGAGACUUACUGUAGUUUGGAAUGUGCAAAACCACCUGCAUGUAAUCCUCUCAGAGAUAAUGACUCUGAAUGUCAAUCACUGGAGAGCAAUGAUGAGUGCAGCUUAAAAACACCAAGGGCUAAUAAUUACUUGGACAAAAGUAUAGAUGAGUUUGAUAAGUACAUUACAGAUCCAAAGGAUACAUCUAAGCCAGACAGAUUAAAAAUAGAACAAGACUUGUACAUCAAUGUGAGAAAAACAGGAGAGGACAGUUUCUCACAAAGCAUAAAGCUGGUACCACAUAUUUGCAAUCCUGUUUCAGGUCCUUCAGAGACUUCAACAGAAUUUGGCUCAAUGCAAGGAGAAUGCAAUAGCUUUCUUGCUGAUGAGAGCCUGCUGGUGUAUGCAGAAAUGCAGGGGUUACAGGAAAUUGAGCUCAACGACUCACCUGCCUCAGCAGAUCCUGCUGCAGAAUCCUGCCAGGACAAAUAUCCUCAGGAACUUGACAACCAAGGGCAGAAACUUGUAGCUAAUGGCACUGGGUUUCACUCGGUUACAGUGGAUGGGGUAGCACUGGAAAGCAGAAAGGCUGUUGAUGUGGUUAACCUCUCUGUCUCUUGCACGGCCACAUGUCUUCCCUUUUCUUCUGUGCUCAAAGAGACCCCUGCGAUGGUUGGCUUCUCUGCAAAGCAGGCUGCAUUUCCCAUCACACGUCAGCCUCUGGGCUCUUUUGGAGUUUCUUCCCAUUCAAAUGAGGUGGAUGAAGAGGCCAAUGAAAGGAUGCUGAAUUUUUAUCAGGCCAAAGAAAAAUUUAAAAAAGAAAUGAAGAUUGAAGGAUUUCUGUACAGUGACUUAUCUGUACUAGCUUCUGAUAUCCCAUAUUUUCCACCAGAGGAAGAGGAAGAAAAUUUGGAAGAUGGAAUUCACCUGGUUGUCUGUGUCCAUGGAUUGGAUGGUAACAGUGCAGAUCUACGGCUGGUAAAGACUUUUAUAGAACUGGGACUCCCUAGUGGAAAACUGGACUUCCUAAUGUCUGAAAGAAAUCAGACUGAUACUUUUGCUGAUUUUGAUACAAUGACCGACCGAUUGUUGGAUGAAAUUAUUCAGCAUAUUCAGUUGUAUAACCUCUCCAUAUCCCGGAUAAGUUUUAUUGGACAUUCCCUUGGUAAUGUCAUCAUCCGAUCUGUACUAACUCGCCCCAGGUUUCGCUAUUACCUCAGCAAGCUGCAUACCUUCCUGUCCCUCUCUGGGCCUCACCUUGGAACCCUUUACAACAACAGUACUUUGGUUAGUACAGGUCUAUGGCUCAUGCAGAAAUUGAAAAAAUCAGGGUCACUUUUGCAGUUGACCUUCAGGGACAAUGCAGAUCUGCGCAAGUGUUUCCUUUACCAGCUCAGCCAAAAAACAGGUCUUCAAUACUUUAAAAAUGUUGUAUUAGUGGCCUCACCCCAAGACAGAUAUGUACCCUUUCAUUCAGCAAGAAUAGAAAUGUGCAAAAAUGCACUCAAAGACAGGCAUACAGGUCCUGUUUACGCAGAAAUGAUUAACAAUCUACUUCAGCCUUUAAUUGGGGCAAAGGACUGCACUUUGAUCAGACACAACGUGUUCCAUGCUCUACCAAACACCGCCAACACAUUGAUAGGCCGAGCUGCCCACAUUGCUGUGCUGGACUCUGAACUUUUCCUGGAGAAAUUUUUCCUUGUGGCAGGACUCAACUACUUCAAAUAGUGCCUGAAGUGUGGGGUAACUGAAGCAAACCAUUUCACUGAAUGGAGGAGAAUCCCUUAGCCAAAAGCUUCUAGUAUUAGAAAUGAGAUCAGGUGGGACUUUCAGACUCUCCAUUUCCAUUUCUGUUUCCAGAAAAUAAAGUGCUAUGGCUUUAAGGCAUUCAGG
Messenger RNA from Phasianus colchicus (ring-necked pheasant), 4440 nucleotides. RefSeq names its product family with sequence similarity 135 member B (gene FAM135B). Lineage: Eukaryota; Metazoa; Chordata; Aves; Galliformes; Phasianidae. The record is from RefSeq and is a predicted model, not a curated record. Gene Ontology annotation, biological process: lipid metabolic process.